AUGUUUCACAACAUUCUGAAAACGCGACUAAUAACAAUAUUAGCAGGAUUGCUAAUUAUUUCCCGUAAUUUAGCGACCAUUAAAGCGGAAGAAGAAAUUGCAGCCGUUGAAAAUGUAGCGCCCCUUACACCGGAAUUAUUGUCGCAGGAUAUACAAGGACAUGAAAAUACUUCUGGGCGUAAAGUAAGACAAUUUGGUUAUUAUCCUCCUCCACCACCGCCACCACCAUUCGGCUUCCCUCCACCAGCCUUUGGGCGACCUCCUCCACCACCACCGCCAUACUUCGGUUAUGGUGGUGGUUUUGGAAGAACCCGCGUAAUAACACGUACCCGUACACGUUAUGUCAAUCGUUAUGGAGGAUUUGGCGGUUUCUAUGGUUAA
Messenger RNA from Musca vetustissima, 381 nucleotides. RefSeq lists its product as uncharacterized. Bases 1 to 381 code for a protein of 126 amino acids. Lineage: Eukaryota; Metazoa; Arthropoda; Insecta; Diptera; Muscidae. The transcript has a single exon. The record is from RefSeq and is a predicted model, not a curated record.